This is a messenger RNA of Vicia faba (fava bean), 621 nucleotides long. The record is from the annotation of a GenBank genome assembly. NCBI's taxonomy places the organism in Eukaryota, Viridiplantae, Streptophyta, Magnoliopsida, Fabales, Fabaceae.
AUGGUACUUAAUGAGGAUGAGAUAACGAGGCUAUACAGAAUCCGCAAAACGGUGAUGCAAAUGCUCAAAGAUCGGAAUUACCUCGUCGGAGACUUCGAGCUUAACAUGUCGAAACGCGAUUUCAAGAACAAAUACGGCGAGAAUAUGAAGCGAGAAGAUCUCGUUAUUAACAAAGCCAAAAAAGAUAAACAGUCCGAUCAGAUCUACGUCUUUUUCCCUGAGGAAGCUAAGGUCGGCGUCAAGACCAUGAAGACUUACACCAAUCGGAUGAAUUCAGAGAAUGUUUACAGAGCGAUCCUUGUUUGUCAGACUAGUCUUACUCCGUUUGCACGAACCUGUGUCUCUGAAAUGGCUUCGAAAUUUCACUUGGAAGUUUUUCAGGAGGCGGAGUUGCUUGUGAAUAUAAAAGAUCAUGUGCUUGUGCCGGAACAUCAGGUGCUUACUGAUCCAGAGAAGAAAACCUUACUUGAGAGAUACACUGUCAAAGAAACUCAGCUACCUAGAAUCCAGGUAACAGAUCCUGUUGCAAGAUAUUAUGGCCUGAAGCGUGGACAAGUUGUUAAGAUUAUCCGGCCUAGUGAGACUGCAGGAAGAUAUGUUACAUACCGAUUUGUUGUAUAA